Ochlerotatus camptorhynchus is the source of this 1641-nucleotide messenger RNA. It is a transcript of the gene Dredd, whose product is annotated as Caspase-8 Dredd. Bases 133 to 1605 code for a protein of 490 amino acids. Gene Ontology annotation, molecular function: cysteine-type endopeptidase activity. Gene Ontology annotation, biological process: proteolysis. The record is from RefSeq and is a predicted model, not a curated record. Lineage: Eukaryota; Metazoa; Arthropoda; Insecta; Diptera; Culicidae. The transcript is spliced from 3 exons.
AUGUGUGGAUUUUGCACAUCAGCAACGUUCACUCCCAGUGAUUUUCUAAUUUGUAAUUUAUUGCUAAUAUAAUGAAAACCUCUCAGUUUUAGAACAGAAACAUUAAUUUCUUAGAAGUUUAAAAUCCUCAAAAUGUCCACUUCGAUAAAUUCGGAAGAUUUAGAAUUUAUUGAAGACGAACUGCACUUUGACGACAAGGUUUCGCUACUUUUCCUACUGUAUGGACACCGCAAUCCAAAGUAUCUCCUUCAAAUUCUGACCGUGGCCAUCCGAGCACCCGACGCGAAAACUCAGUUCCUCUCGGAAUGGGCGAACCUUGUAUCAGCGAAAGACGGCGAUCGAUGGCAGCCGGAACUGCUGGAAGCGCUCGCUAUAGUGCAAGCCAAUUUGUGCCUUCUGAAGUGCGGCUUCGAUGAGGAAGAACUUCGGGGUCAGUUUCUACCGCACGUUCCAGAACUGGCCACGCAUGUUCAUCCGAUUUUAAAGGGAUUGCUGCUGUUAUGCGAGAAAAUCGAUUUCGAGACGGGCCGAAAGCUGACCGAAUAUCUCAAGCAGAAUCAUGAUCCGUUGGUGGUGCAGCAUAAUUGGUUGGAGAUGGUUCUGUUGGAGCUGAUUGGGCAGGGAUUGGUGACGUUGGGAUCCAAGGCGCCAGGCAUGGAAUGUGAUUUGGGGAAUUUGAUUGCUGCGUUCAAAGGAUUGGAAUUGGAAGGGUUGAGGGAUUUUUGUAAGAAUAUAGAAAGUAGCUUCAAUCGGGAUUUUCAAUUGGAGAAGAAUCAGUCGGAUGAUGCCAGAAGUAGCUUGAUUUCGGAAGUGAAAGGGAAGCCAGUCGAAAGUAUAGAUCAGUUGGAAAGGUAUAUCAUUACAAGAAAUAAUGCGGGUUUGAUUCUGAUUGUUAACCAGUUUAAGUUCUAUCGGGAAACUAACCCGGAACUGAUUGAACUGCUUCCGUCGGAGCCACUGAAGAACCGACGAGGAACAGAGGUCGACAAGCUGGCUAUCCUGAAUCUGUUUACGGACUUUGGAUAUGAACCGAUUGUGGUAGAGAACAUUCCCCACUUGGAGAUACUAAAACAGGUGGAAAAAGCGGUGGAUCAGGUCAAACAAAGCCACUGUUCGUUGGUGGUUUGCCUUCUGUCGCACGGCCAGGAGGGAAAGGUUUAUGGAAGCAAUAGCAUUCCGCUUAAUGUUAAAGCCAUCGAGCGGAAGAUGGCUUCCGGGAAGAUGACCGGCAAGCCGAAGCUUCUGUUCGUGCAAGCUUGCCAAGGAUCCGGACUGCAGACCGCUGUGGAUGUGGUUCCUCGGUUGGAGCACGAUGGACCGUCAUCCGAAACGACGGCUUCGGUAUUUGUGGACUUUCUGGUGGCUUGGUCGACCGUACCGGGGUUCGCUUCCAUUCGACAUAUCGAGAAGGGAUCCUGGUUCAUUCAGGAACUGUGCUUGAAGAUGAAGCAACUACACAAACGGGACCACCUGAUGGACAUUCUAACGGCUGUGAUAAACGAUGUUUCGGCGAAGCGUGGCUACGAAAACGAAUGCAUGGUCCCAAUUAUCUACAGUACCCUACGCAAAAAGCUGUACUUUGAACCUUUGCAAGUUGCCAAUUGAUGGUGAUAUGACUACAAAACUAAAAUCCACACCAGU